Molecule: messenger RNA, 965 nt
Organism: Acaulospora colombiana
Lineage: Eukaryota; Fungi; Glomeromycota; Glomeromycetes; Diversisporales; Acaulosporaceae
Source: the annotation of a GenBank genome assembly
UAGUUAAAAGAAUGGUAUCGACCAAAAACGCGCUGAUCCUAAAGCCAAGCGGAAACCCAAUGCCACUUAUCGGUCUUGGUUUAUGGAAAGUACCAAAGGACAAAACUGCCAAUGUGGUUUUUGAUGCUUUAGAAAUUGGAUAUCGAUUAUUGGAUAAUGCUGCGGAUUAUGGUAAUGAAAAAGAAGUUGGAGAUGGUAUUAAAAAAGCCAUUGAACACAAAAUUGUUAGGCGAGAGGACAUCUUCGUUACAUCAAAGCUCUGGAAUACCAAUCAUAAACGUGAACAUGUACGGCCAGCACUAGAACGUACGCUCAAAGAUCUUGGACUGGAUUAUUUGGAUCUUUACCUGAUUCAUUUCCCAGUCUCGUUGAAGUAUGUGGAUAAUCCCGUGUGGACAAAAGACAGUCCCCAGGAUGAUGCGACUAUUAGGGAAACUUGGGAGGCAAUGGAAGAGUUGGUUGAUGCUGGAUUGGUUAAGAACAUUGGUCUCUCCAACUUUUGUGCAUCACUCAUCAUGGAUAUCCUCAAGUAUGCGCGAAUCAGGCCGGCAGUGCUACAAAUCGAACAUCAUCCUUACCUAACUCAAGAAACCCUCAUCAAAUAUGUGCAGUCACAAGGAAUUUCGAUCACGGCGUAUUCGUCUUUUGGUAACCAAAGUUUUUUGGAAUUGAGUGGCGAGGUGGGUAAAAUGGCAUCGACGACUCCUUCACUGUUUGAACAAGACAUCAUAUCGGAGAUCGCCUCGAAUUAUAAGAAGACUCCCGCUCAGGUGUUACUUCGAUGGGCAUUCCAACGUGGAAUCGCCAUCGUUCCUAAAUCAAGUAAUCGCGGAAGGCUCACGGAAAAUAUAGAUAUUCUCGAUUUCUCAUUAACGGAGGUAGAAUUACACCGAAUCUCCUCGUUGAAUCGUGGAUUGAGAUUCAAUGAUCCCGCGAUCUAUGCUAAUAUUCCCAUUUUUGAUUGA